Molecule: messenger RNA, 1476 nt
Organism: Striga asiatica
Lineage: Eukaryota; Viridiplantae; Streptophyta; Magnoliopsida; Lamiales; Orobanchaceae
Source: the annotation of a GenBank genome assembly
AUGGCCGAAUUUAUAUAUCUUUCAGUUUUCGUGGCAAUAGCAUGUUCCCUAGCCCUCAUAGCCUGGAAAUACUCAAAGGGCCCAAUUUUGGAGUUGCCCGUGCUCGGCAUGCUGCCGUCACUCCUCCUCAACGUGGGCCAAAUUCACGAUGCCUGCACAGAAACCUUCGCCAAAUCCGAGCGCGGAACCUUCCGCUUCCGGGGCCCACCGUUCUCCGGCAUGUCCAUGCUCUGCACGGUGGACCCCGCCAACGUUCACCACGUCCUCACCGGAAACUUCCGGAACUUCCCCAAGGGCCCCGCCUUCCGCCAGAUCUUCGACAUCCUCGGCAACGGCAUAUUCAACUCCGACCACGGCCCGUGGAAGGAGCAGAGGAGCCUCGCCCGUACCCUCCUCGCCCGCCCGGCCUUCCGCCAUUUUCUCGCGAAAACCAAUUUCAACAAAUUAGAGGAAGAAAUGAUUCCGGUUCUCGAGAAGUUCUCACGAGAAAGUCGGGAAGUCGACCUUCAGGACGUGUUCCAGAGGUUCACAUUCGACACGACUUGCGUCAUGGUAGCCGGGCACGACCCCGGUUGUUUAACGAGCGAUUUUCCGGAUUUGCCCUUUGCUCAGGCACUUGAUCAUGCCGAGGUGUCGGUUUUCAUGCGCCAUGUCGUGCCCGAGUGGGUUUGGAGGCUACAGAGACGGGUCGGUGUCGGGGGAGAGAGAAAGUUGACGGAGGCUCGGAGGGUUUUGGAUAGCGUUAUAAACAAAUUUAUCGUUAAGAAACGGAAAGAGAUGAUGGGUUCGGAUUUGCUGACGUGUUACAUGGGUUUGAAAUCGGACCGCGAGUUCUUGAGGGACACGGUUCUGAACCUCAUGAUCGCGGGACGGGACACGACGAGUUCCGCGCUGACGUGGCUCACGUGGCUCGUGUCGACGCAUCCCGAGGUGGAGAAGAGAAUCCGGGACGAGCUCGAAAUGACGAUUUCACCCUCGGGGGAGAGGGGGAAUAAAUUGCGGGUUUUCGGAGUCGAGGAGGUGAAAGAUUUGGUGUACUUGCAAUGCACGGUUUGCGAGGCGUUGAGGCUUUACCCGCCCGUGCCUUUUCAGCACAAGGAGCCGUUGGGGCCCGACGUGCUUCCGAGCGGGCAUCGUGUGGGCCCGGGGACGAAGGUGGUGAUCUCUUUGUACGCGAUGGGGAGAAUGGAGUGUAUAUGGGGGGAGGAUUGCUUGGAGUUUAAGCCAGAGAGGUGGAUUUCGAAGGCGGGGAUGGUUAGGCACGUGCCGUCGUAUAAGUUUCUAGCGUUUAAUGCUGGGCCGAGGACUUGUUUGGGAAAAGAGGUGGCGUUUGGUCAGGUGAAGGCGGUGGCCGCGACUUUGAUUUAUAACUAUCGGAUUCGGGUGGUCGAGGGACACGGCGUGGAGCCUAAUUGUUCGAUUAUACUCUACAUGAAGAAUGGUUUGAAGGUUAGGGUUGCUAAUAGGUGGUCUUGA